UAAUACUCACACACACACACAUGAAUGUGGUUACAUCUCCAAGCAAAACUUCCACCAGAACAAGUUGCAGCUGAUUGUAACGUUGGAUCUUCACAAAGCUCAUAAUGCCCACUGCCCACGUAAACAUCUUCUUACUGGGACUUGCCCUGGUCCACGGCUACGUCAACGAAUUUGACAGACCAUUUUCUUUCAAGUGUGGUGAGAACAAGAUCAUCAGUCAUCUUUCUAGCGUCCAUGACAACCGCUUCGAGGACAGGGUGUUUGACAUUUUUUGCCGAAGCGUAUCUUUCACUAGAAAUUGUGCACAAUCAGAUUACGUCAACGACUUUAGGAAGCCCAUCAACUUUGUGUGUCCUUCAAAAAAAUUCCUAACGGGCAUAGAGAGCUACCACAAGAACGAGUUUGAAGAUCGAAGGUUCAGGUUCACCUGCUGCACUGCAAGCGAGAGUCCUGGUGGCUGCAACACCACCAGCUACCUCAACGAGUAUGACAGUGAGAUGACGUUCAGUUUACCGCAGGGUCAAGGCAUCAGGGGUUUGCGGAGCUCAUUUAAUCGUUACUACCACGACAGACGCUGGAGAUUAACUCUAUGCAAACUGUAAUGCUGUAAUGAAAAUGGCACUCGUAGAAAAUUCUUUGCCAAAAUAAAUUUCUCUCUUGAAUUGUAAAA
Messenger RNA from Biomphalaria glabrata, 670 nucleotides. Its product is annotated as dermatopontin-like. The coding region runs from base 105 to 602 and encodes 165 amino acids. NCBI's taxonomy places the organism in Eukaryota, Metazoa, Mollusca, Gastropoda, Planorbidae. The transcript is spliced from 3 exons. The record is from RefSeq and is a predicted model, not a curated record.